Molecule: messenger RNA, 672 nt
Organism: Nicrophorus vespilloides
Lineage: Eukaryota; Metazoa; Arthropoda; Insecta; Coleoptera; Silphidae
Product: FAS-associated death domain protein-like
Exons: 2
Coding region: 98-619 (173 amino acids)
Biological process (GO): signal transduction
Molecular function (GO): protein binding
Source: RefSeq, a predicted model, not a curated record
UGCAAUUUCUGUGCUAAACAAAAAAGCAUCCAAUCACAUCAGUAUCAAUAUAUUCAAGGGUGAGGUUAUUGCAUAAAAUAUAACAUAUGAAAAAGAAAUGGCGAACGAGAAAGAAAUGUUAGCAUUGCUAAAAAUUAAAUAUGAAAAUGUCAUCAACUCCAAAAGAAAGUUAUCAAGUGUUAAUAAUGGAACUGAUUUAAUCAAUUUGUUGAAACGAAGAGAUGCUCUUACGGAUGAGGAUAAAAUUGAGAUUGAAAAUAUACUCCAACCCAAAAAACAAAGAAGUGCUCCAUUAACAAUAGCUUCCAAUAACUACAGGAGAGAAAUAAAUACUUAUCAAUUAUCGAGUGAACCUUCCAGCAAUAUUCAUAAAGCCUAUGAGAUUAUGUGCAAUAGACUAGGCAAAAAUUGGAAAGACUUUGCUCGGGAACUGAAAGUAUCUGAAAGUAAAAUUGAUGAGCUUGGUGCUUUAAAGCACAAUGAAGCUAUACAAUGGAUAUUGACAAACCAUGAAAACAAUUGUGACAAAAAACGCCAAAGACAUGAACUGAUAAAUGCUUUAAGUAAUUGCAGAAGAAAAGACUUGAGUAGAGAGGUUGAUCUUCUAAUGAGCUAUUAACAAUAUUUAUAUAUUUGUAAUAUUUUGACAGAAUAUAUUUAUUUUUUAUUUUA